AUGGAUGUUCAAUUAUAAAAAAUAUUAGAUUCUAAUUACAAAGGCAAAACACUCUACAAUCACUUCUGUGAAAUCUAUUACUAAAUCCAAGAGAAUAAAUACUACAAGGCAUAAAGUACCCCAUCCACCAUUAUCUUAGGCUGGUCUGAUUUUGAAGAUCUGAGCAAUUUCAUCAAAGAAAACCGAUUUUAUCAUAUAUAGCAAAGUCAAAUACUAAAUAUUUAACCCCUUAAAACUGCCGAACAAGUUAAUAAUCUGCAAGAUCAAAUAUUCCCAUGAUAAGAGUAUUGUAAAAAAUAAAUGUAACUUAAGCAAAUAAAUGCCAAAGUAAUCAAUGUAGCACUCAAGAACUUCCUAAAACUAAAUGCUCUAUUGAAUAAUGUUGGCGAUGGAUUCACAGAUGAGGAUGUUUAUUUUAUCCAACAGUCUCUUAAAUCUAUCGCCAUCAGAGAUAUCAACAUUUUUAAUAUUAGGUUUUGGGGAAACCUCUUUCAUAAAAGAGAGACUAUUAUUUCAUAGAUGUUUUAUUGUCCAAAACAUAUAAGGAACCUCAACCUUCUGAUUGCGAUGAAAAACUUAAUGAAUAUGUUCAUUAAGUUACUCAGGACUAUAAUAAUUAUAAUAAAGUCAAAUAGUACUGCAGGAUUUGGCAUUACUGCCUUAAGUAACACGUAAAUAAAUGGAAGCGAGUAGGUUUAUGACUUAUGUGUUUAGUGGAAAUUUAAAUAAAGAAAUUACUCAAUAUCCUCGAUUCGAUGGAAAGGUAAAGCAUUUGCUAAAAGUCUAAAUCUUGAGAAUAACUCAUGCGAAUCUAAUAGCACCCAGUUCUACAGAUAUGAUGAGGAUACUAAAUAAGUCACUUUCGAAGACGAAUUCAAAAUGCCAGAAUCAGCAGAACUAUCCACUAUGGAUGGCUGGGCUCACUUGCCUCCAAAUAUCUUAAAGUAAGGAAGGAUCACAUUUUAUGAAGAUCCUUCUCUUAAGGAAGAAGAACUUAAUUAAAUGAAUGAGGCUGAUCCUGAACUUGAAAGAUUAAAGUCCAUUAAGGAUGACAAACUUAUUCGUAUGACUAAGUAGUAUCUCUUGAAUAAAAUGAAAGGAACUGGAGCAUUAAGAUUUUUGGAGAAACACAACAAUAUACUAAUUAGGAAGAAAUACCUUUAAGUUAUUAAAUAGUCUUAUUAAGAAAUUAUUUAUGGCCUGUGCAAUUACUGUUAGUAAUGUAUUUAUUAGCAUGAAAUACUAUCAUAGUCAAAUGAUUUCAUUAGCAUUUAUUUUGGAUAUGGAAAUAAGAAUUAACAAAACUCAUUUAAUCCUCUUGCUCCAAACGAUGUUCAAGAGGAACCUGAAGAUGUCGAUGAGAUUCCUGAACCCAAUCCCAGAGAAUAGCCUGAUGAUUUGGAACCAGAUAGUGAUGUUGAAAGAAGAAGGGAAUAGGAGAGAAGAGAGGCAGAAUCACAAUAACAACAAGAAUGA
Messenger RNA from Paramecium octaurelia, 1476 nucleotides. NCBI's taxonomy places the organism in Eukaryota, Ciliophora, Oligohymenophorea, Peniculida, Parameciidae. The record is from the annotation of a GenBank genome assembly.